GAUCACUUGAACGCAGCAUCAGCUGGUGCAUGAGCUGUGCUGACGAGCCGUUGGUUACGGAAACAGCUGGUGGUUUCGGUUUGCGAACACUUGCCUUGGCAGGAAUAAAAGUUUAGAUUACAGACGAGACGGACUGAAUACGCUUUGAUUUGAGUCUCCGCUGCUGUUCCUCCAGACGCCGGGACAUGUUCCUCUUUGAACCCCACUUUAUCGGGCAGUCGUUAAUUAACCACCUAGCUUGAUAGACCUAAUGACGCUCGACGCAACCAUCUGCUAACGCCAGCUAGCUGGAUAACUUUGGAGACUACUCCCAUAGCAACAAUUAGGAUAGAGCGUUUCUGUCAUCGAAGGAGAAGUGACCGCUGUCUGUUUUGUGAUAGUGUAGGCAGAGUUUUUUUUUCCUUUAUUUUCAGCAUGACUCAUAUUCAUUAUAAAUUCUCCUCUAAACUCAGCUCUGACACGGUGGUGUUUGCCGGCCCGCAAAUCACGCUGAGGGAUCUGAAGAAGGAGAUCAUGGAAAGGGAGAAGCUCCGAUCCGGGGACUGCGACCUGCAGAUCACUAACGCACAGACCAAAGAAGAGUACACAGAGGAUGAAGGUCUGAUCCCCAGAGGCUCCUCUGUCAUCGUCAGGAGAAUCCCCAUCGUAGGAGUCAAGUCCGGCUCUAGUAGCAAGACCCGUAACACUGUGCGAUCAGACAGCCGUCAUCAGCACGCCUCUGGAGCCAUCAAAGCAAUGGAUGACCGCAGUUCUUCCAGAGCCUUGCCCCUUUUCUCCGAGUUGGCCAACCUGGCUGUUUCAGGCGUGUCAGAGGAGGAUAAGAUCAAAGCUCUAACAAACCAGUCGCCCUACAACUGCAUGAACUACAACAAGAAGUCUGGUGCUGUUCCAGUGAACUACAUCUGUUACGGCUGUGGAAACCCUGGACACCACAUCAGGAACUGUCCCACCAGUGGAGUAAGAGCAGAACACCAGGAUAAAAACGUUGAGGCCCCUCCGAGAUUAAAGAAAAGUACAGGCAUCCCUCUUUCCAAGCUGGAGGUGGUGGACGAUCCCAACAGGGAGGGAGUCAUGCUGACCAACAGUGGACUUUACGUCAUUCCUGCCAUACACGUUGAGUAUUCCAUUUCCAAGAAAGAGAAGCCUACGUCCCUUCCUGAGGAGCAGCCCGGAUCAGAGGACAUGGAGGAUCCUGUGCCUAACGAACUCCUCUGUCUCAUCUGUCGCAACCUGCUGAAUGACGCUGUGGUCAUACCCUGCUGUGGAAACAGCUACUGUGACGACUGUAUUCGCACGGCCUUACUGGAUUCAGACGACCACAUCUGCCCCACUUGUCAACAACCAGAAGUCUCCCCUGAUACUCUCAUAGCCAAUAAAUUUAUCCGACAGGCUGUGAACAACUUUGAGAAAGAGCAAGGCCAUGGCAAAGGUCUGAAAGCCAGACUUGCUACCUCCCAAUCCCAAAACCCAACUCAGAUGCCGAGCCCUGUCCCCACCCCGCCGCCCCAACCUCAGAGGCCUCACCUGUCAAGCCACAAGUCGAGCCAGCAGGACCCUCUCCUGCGCCGCUCGCAGUCUGCAGACACGCCGUCGUCGUCUCAAGAGUUUUGGGCUCCUCCCACGGCAACAGUCCCCGCCCCUGCCUGCAGAACACCAAGCACAUCCCUCCAGCCUUUGCGAAGCCAGCUGGCGAUACCUGACACAGAGGCUGAGGAGAAGGCACCUAAUGAACCACCGGCUGCUCCACCUUCUGUACUGAUUUCGCACGAAGACUCCACCGCUGCUGCAACGCUGGUUAACCACACUCCAGUGUCAGAGCAGCCCAAGACAGUCAGUGUGAACCGACAGCAGCCCUCCUCAGGUCCAACCCCAUUACACCCUGUGCCGUUGACAUACUGGAAUAGCUCCUCCUCCACCUCAGGUUGUCCCGCUGCAGCCUGGAGUGAAUCAGACACCCAUCAGCUUCCUCCCUCCUCAUGUUCCUCUUCAUAUCCAGCAGCUCCUCCUCCUCCUCCUCCUCUCUUUCCUUCUCCCUCUUUCCUCACCGCUCAGCAGCCUCUCAGCAGUUACCCUCCUGGAUACCCGCCUGCCACGCACGUCUGGACGCUCCAAACUCCCCAGAGCUCCACCAUCCCCUCCCUCUGCCCCUCUACUGCCACCUCCGCCAUCCCCACCCUCAUUGCCAACGAGUGGUACAUGCAUCAGCGAAAGAAGAGUGAUAGGUCCCCUCACAGAGGAUCUACAUACAGACGCUCCUCCUCUCGUUCUAAUUCAAAAUCUUCAAAGUCCAAAUCUUCUCGCUCCUACUCUCGCUCUUCAAGCAGGUCCAGAUCCCGGUCCAGGUCCCAAGGCCGAUCAAGGCCUCACUCACCUUACUCCCGCCACAGAGACCUCGACACCCGCUCACGUUCCUCUCAGUCCUAUAGCUAUGGAUACAAACGCUCACCUUCGCUGUCCUCGUCAUCUUCACCUCGAGUGGGUUACCGUUCCAGAUCCAAGUCGCCAUCGGAUCACCGCAAACACAGCCAUCACAGCCGGCAUCACAGUAAGAAAUUCUCUUCGAGCAGGUACAGCUCCAGGAAGCGAGGGGAAAACUCCCGAAGUGAAGCAGGAGUCUCAGAGAAGAGUUUAGCAAGUUCCCUGUGUGCUCAGCAAGCAAAACCAGCUGAUAGUUUGGAGCUCAGCAGACAGCAAUAUCUGCAGUGGAAAAGCGAGUACAAAGAGUGGUGUGACAAAUAUUUUAACAGCUAUCUCAGCCAUUUCCACCAGCUGCUUCCUACCGCUCCUUUUCCUCAGUUGGGGGACAGAGAAGAAGGCAGACAUCACUCACAUGCCAACCGUGAAACUCUGGACCAUCUCCGAGGUAGACGCUCUGCCCAGGUGGAUGGUCACUCACCUCCAUCACAGUCAUCCAGUGAUAGUUGCUCCACGCCAUCUCAGUCUUCAAGCGACAGCCGCUCCACGCCAUCUAGUUCAUCUAGUGACAGCCGCUCCUCUCCGUCUCAUUCGUCCAAUGGAAGCCGCUCCCCUCCCUCUCAGUCAUCCAGUGAUGGUCGCUCCACUCCAUCCAAAGAUGGAGCUCAGCUGAGGGAAUAUCAGCGCAGGUGUGCUGAGAAGCAUGGCCACGUGCCAGUCCCACUGACAAAGGUUAGUAAGGGUGCAGAACUGCAGGAAAGACGAAAAGAUAAGCAGUUAAUCACAAAGAAACCGAAGAACCUCAGCACCUUGAAACAUGAGCAAAAGAGCAUGAAGAAGCAUAAGGAAAGAAGAGCAGAGAAGUGUUCAUCCCCUGAUGCUGCAGACUCGACAGAUGCCUACAGAAAGGACAUGAGCAGAGGCAGCACUGAACCAAAUUCCUACAAGGAUGGCACCCCAGUACAGGGCAAAGCCACUGCCUGUGAGGCCUUAGAAUCAGGCCAGUCACUCGUGAAACCAGAUAAAUGUCUGGAUAAAGACUAUGAAAGGAAACGCAGAGAACAAGAUAAUUUGGAAUUGGAGAAAGGAUUGAGAAGAGCCAAAUAUUCAGACUCCAGGCAGGAUGUGGAAAGACAGCACAAAGAAAAGCACAGCAAAGGGGCAGGCAAAGUGGACACAGACACAUACAGAAACCCUGGAGGCAGCAAAGAUUCUGACUCCAGAUCAGAGAAGACUGAAAAAAGAAAAGGAGAGGACACAGAGAGAGGUUCUGUUGAGGCUGAAAGCAGCAAAUGCUUCAAAGCAAACAUGACAGAGGGCCCUGAAACCCACAAGGUUGAAUUCCCAGAUCCAUUUGACAGAAAGGAACCAUACGCCAAGAAGAAAAAGGACAGUAAAACAUGCCCUCUGACAGAGGGAAACAUCUGGGAGGGAGGGAUCAAGGUGAAACCACAGAAGAAGAUAAGUAUCAACAUCAACCUGCAUGGAAAACAGAAGGAAGAAAAAUUUGAAAAAACAAACUUACCUUAUUUAGAGAGCAUGACAGAAAAAACAAAGGAUGAGACUGAGAAGACAGGUAAUGGAGAGGAGGAGAUGUUAAGUAGAGGAGGAACUGAAGUAAAUGAACAGAAGGAAUCCAGAAGAGACCAGGAAGGUGAGUCUAAAGACAAACUGAAACCAGAUGAAAGAGAGGCAAGACAGCCACAGGAGAAGGCUGCCUUUAAAGAUGAUAAGCGACAGAUGAGUGAGAAAACUGCCAGAGAGAAAGAGCACAGAGAAGAGGAGGACUCUGAGUUGUGGCAUUGUGCCCUCAGAGGAGCAAAGGAUAAGGAGGGCGCAAAACAGUGGGAGGAACAGCAGGGGGCGAAAGCCGGCGAUGACGAAGAGUUGACAAAUGACGAGAGGAGAAACGUGAUGGGAGGAGAAGAAGAAGAGAGGAGAGUGAGGAAUGAAGGUGGGGGACAAGAGAUGGGAAGGUUAGUCACAGGUACCCAGAAAGAGUGGGCAGAGAGCGAAAACACAUGCAGGAAGCACAGAGGAAACACACCAGUGGAGUCAAAGCCAAAGGAGGAGCUGAUGGAAGAGGUGAAGUUGGAGAUGAGGAGAGACGAAGACAUGACGAGGUCCAAAUUACAGACGAGCAUGGAUGAUGGCAGCAGCAGCUAUGAGGAUUAUCAGGAGAGGAAGCUGGUGGUGAAAACUCCAGAGAAAUACACCCAGGCCAGAGCUGCGGACAGAAAGGACGAGCUCGCACUCAUACAGGUCCCUCGCUCCAAAUGGGAUAAGGAAGAAGAGCAGAAUGAAGGAAAGGUCAAAGUUCAAACAGAUGCUCUUGUUGUGCCGUCGUCAUCCGUGUCUGUGACAGCAGAGAGACCAAUCAGUAGGGAAACAGAGAGAGAGGAUGAACUAAAGAGGCAUGGAGAAACAGAUAGAGACAGAGCCAAGGCAAUGGAAAGAGGACGGGACAGGGAGAGAGAGAAGAACUCCACUGUAUCCACUUCAGAGAAGAGUAUGGCUCCCCCUAGUGGCAAACAACGCCAUGACAGCGCCUUGUCUGCAGAGAGAGACAGGGAGAGGGAGAGACGGAUGGAGGGGGAGAGACCACGGGACAGAGAGAGAGGCAGGGAGAGUGAGAGACAGAGGGAAAGGCAGAAAGAGAGAAAACGUUCAAAGGAGAGAACAAGGGAGGAAGAGAGAAGGAGAGACAGGGAGAGAAGAGAGAGGGAGCGUGGCAGCAAAGCCUCAGUCCAAAUGAGAAAUUCCCCUUCUCCUUCCUCUCACUCCUACUCUUCACAUGACGCAGAGAGGAGAGACAGGCAGCGGGGAGACAACCAGGGCAGCACCAGGAGCUCCUGCUGUCCUCACGAAAAAUCCUCCAGUGGCAGAAGCUGGGAAAGCAGCACGAUGAGCAGAGCUGCCGAACCGCCUGAUCAGAAUAGAGACAUCCUGGACCAUUCUCACCACUACCACAGUCUGCAGGACCCAUCAGUCAACUACAGACACCAAGAAAGGCCUGCAGGGACCCACAGCCAGGGUACGGAGAGAGACCCGCCCCCCUCCGAAUUCUCUGGAGCGUCAGAGCUCAGUAAGCCCAGAAUGAGCAGACCUGGUCAGGAAUUCAUACAGAACAGAAGUAGAAAUGAGAGCAAGGUAGAAAAGGAGGAGAGGGAGCAAAAAAUGGUGGCUAAAGUAAUAAAAGAAGGCAAAGGGGAGAGAGAUUAUCAAGGUAGAGUGGCUGAGAGAAAGAGGGGUGGUCAUUGGGAGAAUGAGGAUGAUAAACUGGACCGAAAGACCACGUGGGUGGGAAGGAGGGAGCAGGAAGAGGGGGCGAGGCACAGCAGCAGCAGGAAGAGCGUCAGUCCGUCGUCAAGCCAGGAGAGCAGCGGCGACGACACGAGAAAAGAAUGGAAGAAGAAGCAACAAAAGCACAAAAAGGAGAAAAGGCAAGCUGCCCGAGAGCUGCUGGAGGAAGAGGAGAUGAAGAACCACAAGAAGUCAAGGCAGUGCAGAGAUGGAGAGAGCAGUGGAGAGGGAGACGAUGCUAAGCUCUGCUCGGCUAUGUUCCUUUGACUGUCAGGGGGGGAAAAGUGAAGUUUACUUGAAUGAUGUUUUUCCUUUCUAUGUCCAAAAAUGCCAGGAUUCAUAUUUUUGAGAGGCGUUGUUGUGUCCCCCCCCCCAUACCUUUUGUCUGACCUUAUAUCAUUCAAAAUUAAAGUGAUGAAUGAUAUGGCUUAAAAAAGAAAAGCACUUAACACGAUACAGAAAAUUAAUGUGAAUGGAAACAUGUGAAAGCUUUGACUUCUUAAAUUACUUAAAGAUCAAGGACCUUACACAUGCUCACGACCACCGAGGUUUAUGUAUGAAACCAGCUUACACUUUGACAAAAGGUCAGUCAGUAAUUUGAUUUGCCUCAUUAACGAGCACAGGAGUGCAUGAAGAGCAUUAUUUAAAAAAAAAAAAAAAUGUGAUUCAUUUAAAAGCUACACUGUGAAUAUUUAUGACUUGGACCUCUGUGUUUUGUUUUUCUUUUUAAUUUGUAAAUGUUUGAUUUAAAACAGCUGCUAGAUGGAUGCUGAAUUUACCAGAGGAAAAGUUUAGUUUUUCCUGUUUUGAGGGAAAUAAAAAGAAACGUCUAUAAAAUGUC
Scatophagus argus is the source of this 6559-nucleotide messenger RNA. RefSeq names its product E3 ubiquitin-protein ligase RBBP6-like. NCBI's taxonomy places the organism in Eukaryota, Metazoa, Chordata, Actinopteri, Scatophagidae. Gene Ontology annotation, molecular function: nucleic acid binding; zinc ion binding; ubiquitin protein ligase activity. The coding region runs from base 415 to 5985 and encodes 1856 amino acids. The transcript has 19 exons. Gene Ontology annotation, cellular component: nucleus. The record is from RefSeq and is a predicted model, not a curated record. Gene Ontology annotation, biological process: protein ubiquitination; mRNA processing; ubiquitin-dependent protein catabolic process.